AUGCCCGACGAUGAACGUGAUGGCAUUCCUCACCAUCUUCUUGGAUGUAUAGGCUUGAACGAAGAGACCUGGACUGUGGGCAACUUCGUCUCGAAUGCGCUUGCCAGAAUCAGCGAGAUCCGAGCACGAGGCCGGUUGCCCAUUCUGGUCGGCGGCACACAUUAUUACACACAAUCCUUAUUGUUCCACGAUGCGCUCACAAACAAACCUCAAGACGAAGAACCAGUCCAAAAUGCAGAGAGGCCAGCCAUCCUUGAAGAACCCACUGAAUUACUCCUUGCAAAGCUCAGAGAAGUUGACCCAGUGAUGGCUGACAGAUGGCAUCCUAAUGACCGCCGCAAGAUACAAAGGAGCCUUGAGAUCUGGCUCCAGACUGGUCGCAAAGCCUCAGACAUCUACGAAGAACAAAGAACACGCCGCGAAACUGCUGGCCAGGAGGUACCUUCGGAUGAUGCCCAAGAUGCGUCUCUUCUCCGCAUGAGGACUCUUGUGUUAUGGGUCGGCGCCCAAUCAGAUAUCCUUUCUAAACGUCUUGAUGCUCGUGUUGACAAGAUGGUGACACAAGGUCUCCUGGACGAGGUUUCUACCCUGUCGGAAUUUUACGAUAGUAGAAUUGCCAGUGGUGAGACCAUCGACACGACUAGAGGCAUCUGGGUCGCCAUCGGCUACAAAGAAUUUUUGGACUACCAAGCUGCUCUACAAAAAGGCGACACAAGCCCAACGCAACUCAGCAAGCUACUUGCACAGGCGAUCGAGAAGACCAAGGCAGGUACACGGCAGUACGCAAAGCGUCAGAUCAGAUGGAUCCGCAUCAAGCUCAACAAUGCUAUCGAUACGGCUGGAGCCAAAAACUUAUUCUUCAUGCUCGACGGCUCUGAUCUGCCGAACUGGGAGCAAGGUGUAUCAGAGACUGGACUCAAGUUGGUCGACAGUUUUCUCAAAGAAGAGACGCUGCCGGAUCCUCCAAGCUUGUCGCUGCUCGCAGCCGAGAUGCUGACGGCCUCGAAACCUGAUACCAGUGCUCGGGCGGAUCUUUGGAGCCGCAAACACUGUGAGGUCUGCAACACGACAUCCGUCACCGAGAGCGACUGGACUGUCCAUGUCAAUAGCAAACGACAUAAGAAGGCCAUGUCAAGCCAGAGGAAGCGCGCCUUGAAUGGCACCGCACAGGCAUUGCCCAUUCCACGUCAAGAUGUCGCCGAGGACCAACCCAAAGGUGACUGA
Messenger RNA from Aureobasidium vineae, 1224 nucleotides. The record is from the annotation of a GenBank genome assembly. NCBI's taxonomy places the organism in Eukaryota, Fungi, Ascomycota, Dothideomycetes, Dothideales, Saccotheciaceae.